AUGGCUUGUUGUGGUUUGCAUUUUGGUCACCAUGCAACAAGUUAUGUUAGGGGAACCCUUUUGUUCCUCCUGAUAAUCCCUCUUGUACAUGCUCAGCUUGUGUCUUUUGAUUACCAAAACUUUGUUAAUGCUGAUUUGCAGCAGCAGCAGCAGCUAAAGCUGGAAGGAGAUGCUUCUGUUUCAGAUUGUACCAUCCAACUCACAAGUGGUAACUGGAUUGGGAGUGUUGGUCGAGUCACAAGUUCCAACCUUAUUCAACUUUGGAACGAAACCUCAAAUCAACAAAAGGACUUCACUACCGAAUUUUCCUUCAUUGUUUUCUCAAAUCAGAAUUAUUAUGGAGAAGGUUUGGCUUUCUUCCUAGCAAGCCCAAAUCUCCCAGAUGCAAAUGACACAGAAAUAAAACGAGGAGGCCUUGGCCUUGGUCGUGUGCAUGACAAAACACCUCUCCCUAUUGAUUAUAAGUUUGUGGCAGUGGAGUUUGACACUAACUCAAACCAGUGGGACCCAACUAGCUUACAUGUAGGUGUGGAUGUCAACUCUAUGCAGUCUAACAUACUUCGGAAAUGGGGAACAGAUAUUUCUCGAAGGAGCGUUUAUGACUGUAGUAUUGUAUAUAAUUCAAGAGAUAAAAUUCUAGAUGUGUCUUUCACGGGAUACAUACUCGAUCUGCCAGUAACAAAGUACCUUUCAUACCACAUUGAUAUCACAGAGCACUUACCAGAGUCGGUUAUUGUUGGCAUAUCAGCUGCAACAGGAGCAAAUCCUGAGGAACAUACCCUUCUUUCGUGGUCAUUUAGUACAAGCAAUGCCGAUCCUAAGAAGGAAAGAAACACAAAAUUGCUGGAGGGAAUAGGAAUUGGUGUAGGUUUGUCUGUGACUUUAGUAGGGUUGGUCCACAUUUUAUUAUGGAUGAUGGAUAAAGGAAAAGGAAAAGAAUCCCCCUCAGAAACCACUUCUGAUUAUAACAUGGAUGAUGAAUUCCACAUCAGCACUGGACCCAAGAAGAUCAGCUAUAAUGAAUUGGUAACUGCAACAAACAACUUCGCAGAUACACAGAAGCUUGGGAAAGGUGGUUUUGGUUGUGUUUAUAAAGGUUAUUUUAAAGACUCAAACUCCUAUGUCGCUAUAAAGAGGAUAUCAGCAGAAUCAAGACAGGGUAUAAAGGAAUACGCAGCAGAAGUGAAGAUCAUUAGCCAAUUGAGGCAUAGGAAUUUGGUGCAACUCAUUGGUUGGUGCCACAAGAAGAAUGAUCUCCUCCUGAUCUACGAGUACAUGCCAAAUGGCAGCUUAGAUUCUCAUCUUUUUCAUGGAGAAAGCAUCUUGUGGUGGCAGGUGAGGUACAACAUAGCUCUGGGAUUGGCCUCAGCAUUGCUUUACCUACAAGAAGGAUGGGAAAAAUGUGUGCUUCAUAGGGACAUCAAAUCAAGCAACAUAAUGUUAGACUCCAAUUUUAAUGCUAAGCUUGGCGAUUUUGGCCUAGCUAAGCAGGUGGAUCAUGAGAAAGGGUCACAAACCACAGAUGUGGCUGGGACCAUUGGUUAUCUAGGCCCUGAAUAUAUGAAAACCGGCAAGGCUAGAAAAGAAUCCGACAUAUUCAGUUUUGGGAUUGUUUUGUUGGAGAUAGCCAGUGGAAGAGAAGCCACGAACAACAAUGACAAGGAGGGUCAAGUAUUAUUAGUUGAAUGGGUUUGGGAGCUCUAUGGUUUGAGAAAUCUCCUUGCAGCAGCAGACCCAAAGCUAUGUGGGGUACUUGAUGUGCAACAAAUGGAAUGCUUGUUGGUUGUUGGUCUUUGGUGUGCAAAUCCAGAUUACAUAUCCAGGCCCUCUAUAAGGCAAGUGAUUAAGGUGCUUAACUUCGAAGUUCCUUUACCAAUUCUCCCACAAAAGAUCCCUGUGGUAAUCUAUCUCCCUCCGACAACAUAUUGA
Molecule: messenger RNA, 1929 nt
Organism: Gastrolobium bilobum
Lineage: Eukaryota; Viridiplantae; Streptophyta; Magnoliopsida; Fabales; Fabaceae
Product: L-type lectin-domain containing receptor kinase IX.1-like
Exons: 1
Coding region: 1-1929 (642 amino acids)
Biological process (GO): protein phosphorylation
Cellular component (GO): plasma membrane
Molecular function (GO): ATP binding; carbohydrate binding; protein kinase activity
Source: RefSeq, a predicted model, not a curated record